CGGGAACUGAUGGUCAUCGCCGGCGACAUCAACCAUAUUGUGCUUCACCGGGGAAGAGAUCUAGCCACUGAUAUCACAAGACGUCUUCUUCGUCAAGCACAGAUUGUCUUGCACAGGGUAGGGAGCGUGGUUGUAAUAUUGGGAGUAUGAGAAAUGCCGAACAACUACGACUACAACAACCACAACUACCACAACAACAACUACGACUACGACUACGACAAACCCGAUUACUGGUACAGUAUAUCUCCUAAAAUUACCUACAAAACCGACUGUGAAACAGAAGAUUAUAGAAAAGUAUCCAAUAGAAUAAAAGGGUGUGGAAGUCUUUCCAAGCAAUUCUCAAAAUAG
Strongylus vulgaris is the source of this 348-nucleotide messenger RNA. Lineage: Eukaryota; Metazoa; Nematoda; Chromadorea; Rhabditida; Strongylidae. The record is from the annotation of a GenBank genome assembly.